Molecule: messenger RNA, 1891 nt
Organism: Lottia gigantea (owl limpet)
Lineage: Eukaryota; Metazoa; Mollusca; Gastropoda; Lottiidae
Exons: 3
Coding region: 33-953 (306 amino acids)
Source: RefSeq, a predicted model, not a curated record
CUGAGUAACAAGCCACAUCUACAGUAAUAGCAAUGGGUUUCUUCAACGUAGUAGUUUUGGCUUUAGCCGCCAUUUGCAGUCAAACAUAUGCCCAAUUUGGAAUGAAUUUUGGAAGACUACCAUUUGGUAACAAUUUCAUGGGAGGAAACCAGGGAGUGCGUACACCAGCUAUGGGUCUUUCAGGAUCAGCUAUGAUGGCAGGAAAUCAAAGAGAAUUGUUAACUUGUAUUGGAUCAACUGCCUCUGAUGAUUCUUUGAGAAUUACCUUCGAGAAAACACCAAAUAGAUUCAACCGCAACCAACUCGAGAUGAGCGCCAAGAUUUCUGCUGGUAUGAAUUCACAGUUGCAAGGAACCUUCCAACUCGUUGUAACUGAAUUUGGACAUAUUGAAGGUUACUGUGAUGCCAACAGCCUUGGACCAAUCAUGACCAGCCAAAGUCAGACACCAGCUCCAUUGAUGGGUCUCAAUUUCUGGAGAGGUACCGGAAGUGGAAACCGAGUCGUUGGAAUCAUUGGUGAUAGAUUCGACAUCUUCGCCCAGAAUACUGUCUCCAUCAAAGACACCAUCACCACCUUACCAGUUAACAACCUUCCAGGCUCCGGAAUUGCUUUGUGUGCUGCCAACGGAAUCAUAGGCAACCAAUGUAUGAACACUAUUCCACUCUGCUGUACCAUCAGUAGAGAUAAUAUGCCAGCAGAUUCUAUCAGACGAGGAAACGGUUUGAUGCAAGGAGCUGGUAUGGGUGGUAUGGGACAAGGAAACAUGAUGACUGAUAUGAACAACUUCUCACCAAUGGGAUCAAUGGGACCCAUGGGAUCAAUGGGAUCUAUGGGACCUAUGGGAUCAAUGGGACCUAUGGGAGGAAAUAUGGGAGCUCAACAACCAGUAUUAGGUCAAGCUCAAAAUCAACAAGGACCAGGAUCAAUGAUCUUCCCUGGAAAUGGACGAUAAACUAUGAUAAAUUACGCAAGCUCCCAACAGUAAAAGUUAUGUAUAAUUACAGUAAAAAGUUUGGUAAUGUUAUAAUUGGUUUGGGUUAAGGAAAACUGUCUCUACGUUCUUUAAUGUUACUUUAUCUAUUAGAAAUAUUCAAUUUUCACAAUAAAAUUACAUGAACUUGCAUUUUAUCUUCAGAACAAUGUCAGCAGGUCAAACAUACAGAUAUAUUGUAAUAUUUUAAGUAUUGAUAUUGAUUUUGAUUUGAAAUAUAUUUACUGCUUUUGGAAGAAGUAUUUUAAUAUAAAUCACUUAUUUUUGAAAAUACAUUUAUAAAAACCAACAGCAAUUUCCCUAUUUUAUCUACUAUAUUUUGAAAGAAAAAUUACCAUUUCGGAAAGAACAUUUCAAUUUUUGAAGAAAAAUUCUGGCAAUGUUCAGUAGGCCUAUUCUUGGUAAAUUAUGUUAACACCAAUAUAAACUUUGGCCAACUUUUUUUAACUCAUCUAUUCUUAAAAUAUAACAGGGGUUUUCAACUGGAGGGAAUUAACCCUAAGGAAAUAAUUUUUGAAAAUUGACAUGAAAACGAUUGCAGGUAAAAUCUAGGAGAGGGCCUCAUGUAAUCAAUCAAAGAUUCUGAAAGGAAUGAAAGAAAGAUAAAGUUUUAAAACAACUGGUCUAUAAAGAAGAUAUACAAUUAAAAAUUUUUGAAACUUUUAAUGUAAAUGAAAGCUUAAUCAAAACAGAGACAGACAUUCCAAUUGGUAGACAUUAUAAAUUUUUCUAAGCAUUAUUGUCUAGAAAUCAGACAAUAUCUAGUAUAUAAUUGUACUGCUGAAGUUUUUAGUUUAUUAAGUUUAUGUAUAAAACUCAUAUUGUCUCAUUUGUAAUUGUGAUAUUGAAUUGUCAAUUUAUUGUGAAUUAUUGAAAAAUAAAUAAUUGGUUUAGAAUUC